Molecule: messenger RNA, 1755 nt
Organism: Amphimedon queenslandica
Lineage: Eukaryota; Metazoa; Porifera; Demospongiae; Haplosclerida; Niphatidae
Product: fibrinogen C domain-containing protein 1-like
Exons: 3
Coding region: 802-1578 (258 amino acids)
Source: RefSeq, a predicted model, not a curated record
GGAUCUGUUGAUUUUUAUAAAUACUGGACUGACUACGAGAAUGGAUUUGGUAACCUUACUGGUGAGUUUUGGUUAGGACUGAACAAGAUAUGGCGACUUACUAAUAAAAGAGCAAACACACUAAGAGUGGACCUGGGAGACUUUGAUGGAAGCACAGCUUAUGCUAACUACUCUACAUUCAGCAUUAGUGAUGGUAGCACUGAAUAUAUACUAACAGUAGGAGGAUUUAACUCUGGUACUGCUUGGGAUAGUUUGUCUGAGCAGCAUAAUGGAAGGAAAUUCAGUACAAGAGAUAAAGAUAAUGAUGGUUAUGACUGUGCUAAGCAGUGCACUGGUGCCUGGUGGUACAAUCACUGCUUUUACUCUAAUCUUAAUGGACAAUAUUUCAGUACUUCAAAUCAUCUGCAAGGAAUCAUUUGGACCUCUUGGGAACCAACAAAUCUCAAGUUUACUGAGAUGAAAAUUCGUCGUAAUAAUUAAUACUGUCCCCUUUAUAACAAUCAUAAAGUUUGGAGCAUAUUUUUGCUGUUUUUGCUCAUGAGUACUCAUAGAUAUGCUACAACUCUAUACAUUUUGAAAAAGCCAAUUAAAGAGACAAUUUUUUAGGUUUAAAAUGUGGGGCUGCCUUAUUUGCAAGCAAAGGAAGAUGAAUGGGUACUGGCAUGUUGCUUAAUUAUGUGUAAUAGCUAAUGUGUGUGGGCGUUGUAUACAGUAUAGCUGAGUUAGCAUUAUUUGCAACAAAUUAGGGUGGGGCUGACUGGUAAAGAAAUUUUCUAGGUUUGUGCAUUCAUAUUAAUCAAGAUGAUGUUAGCUGGUAAACUGAUGUACAGUUUAAUGAUAUUAAUUGUUAUUAUUAAUACUGUCAAUGGAAAUUCCUGGCCUGAUGAUAAGAAGGAGACAACUUCCCCAGUUGUUAUCAUUGCUAACACUAGUGUUAAUGCUACACCAGAAUGUGUAGUACCUACUGAUUGUAAAGCUUGGAAAGAACUGGGAGUUAAACAAAAUGGAGUAUAUCCUAUCAAACCAGAUAAUGGACCAGCUUUCCAAGUAUACUGUGAUAUGGAGACUGAUGGUGGUGGAUGGACUGUAUUUCAGAGGAGACAAGAUGGAUCUGUUGAUUUCUAUAAAUACUGGACUGACUACGAGAAUGGAUUUGGUGACCUUACUGGUGAGGUUUGGUUAGGAUUGAGCAAGAUUUAUCGUCUUACUAAAGAAGGAUCAAACACACUAAGAGUGGACCUGGAAGACUUUGAAGGGAACACAGCUUAUGCUAACUACUCUACAUUCAGUAUCAGUAAUGCUAGCACUGACUUUAUACUAAAGGUAGGAGACUAUAACUCUGGCUCUGCUGAGGAUAGUAUGACUGGUCAUAAUGGAAGGAAAUUCAGUACAAGAGAUAGAGACAAUGAUGGCAAUGAUUGUGCUCAGACUUUCACUGGUGCUUGGUGGUACACUAGGUGCUAUUUUUCAAAUCUUAAUGGUCAAUAUUUUAAUUCUUCAACUACAAAUCGACAAGGAAUCAUUUGGGUUACUUGGAGACUAAUCACUCUUAAAUUUACUGAAAUGAAAUCUCGUUGAAAUAAUGAUAACAAUGAAACAUUGUCCCCUUUUGACUGAUGUAGCUUAUAGUAUGCUGUAUUGAGUUGUACAUGUAUUUUUGUUGUUAAUUUUAUGUUCAACUGUUCUGUUGCAAGUUACACUUUUCCAUUCUCUUUCCUUAAAUUUGUUUCCUGCAACUCUAUGCAGCCAAUAUUA